UUACUUACCAAAAUUGACAGGCAGAUUCGUGGCAAUCUGGAUCUAUCUCAUUCGGUAGAUUUGAGAAUGAAGCUUUAUGUUGGGAGAGGAGGUCUUCUUUCACACACAACAGGAAAAGAAAGAAGAAGAGAUCAAACAGCUAUGGAGAAAUCUCAAUUUCAAAGAAACUCCCAUGCCUGCCUUCUAUUGUGAACCUGACCACCGCUCAGAAAAAACCAAGGUUUCUUCGGGUUCAAAAGCUAAUGUACUUAAUCAACAUAAAAGCACUGAAGAACAACCAAUAGCAAGAAAUGUUGUCGCUUCUCGUGCUUCCUGUACAGAGAAAGUUAGCCAUAGAUUAUAUCAAAGUGUAAACAGGUAUAUAUCGUGGAGAAAUUUUGAGCUUUAACUCCAUAUUGUGUUCAUAAACGUAUAUCUUAGACAUAUUAUUGUUGUACAGGGAUAAGGAGAGUGUAAAUUCAUGUCAACCAGUCGUGAAAAAGAAUGGAUCUAGUUUCCACUUCAAAACAGAAGAGCGGGCCAGGAAAAGGAAAGAGGAAAGGACCAAUUUCUUAUGUCUACUCGAUAAAGUUCAAACGUCGUAUAAAACCUAAAAGAAGUCUUUGAUAUUGAUUUCAGUUCUUUAUGAAUCUAGAGGAGAAAGUGCAGGCCAAAAAGGAAGAAACACGUCAUCUCCAUGCGAGAAAACAG
Molecule: messenger RNA, 690 nt
Organism: Capsicum annuum
Lineage: Eukaryota; Viridiplantae; Streptophyta; Magnoliopsida; Solanales; Solanaceae
Product: protein WVD2-like 4
Exons: 4
Coding region: 77-388 (103 amino acids)
Source: RefSeq, a predicted model, not a curated record